Stylonychia lemnae is the source of this 1275-nucleotide messenger RNA. The record is from the annotation of a GenBank genome assembly. Lineage: Eukaryota; Ciliophora; Spirotrichea; Sporadotrichida; Oxytrichidae.
AUGUUAUCAAAAGUAGUAAGGAGAAGCUUCGCCUCAUUCACAAAGGUCAAGGUCCAAAAUCCAGUAGUCGAACUCGACGGUGAUGAAAUGACCAGAAUUAUCUGGAAGUGGAUUAAGGAAAAGCACAUUGAGCCAUAUGUACAACUAGAUAUUAAAUACUACGAUUUAUCUAUGGAGAACAGAGAUAAGACUGAUGACAAGAUCACAGUUGAAUCAGCUGAGGCCAUCAAGAAACACAAGGUCGGAAUUAAGUGCGCCACCAUCACACCAGAUGAAGAGAGAGUCAAGGAGUUCAACCUUAAAAAGAUGUGGAAAUCUCCAAACGGAACCAUUAGAAAUAUCCUCAAUGGUACUGUAUUCAGAGAACCAAUCAUCUGCACCAACGUCCCCAGACUCGUGCCAGGCUGGACAAGGCCAAUCAUCAUUGGUAGACAUGCCCAUGCUGAUCAAUACAUGGCAACUGAUGCAGUUGUUUAAAAACCAGGAAAAUUCAUCAUGAAAUAUCAACCAGAUGAUGGCUCUGAAGGAUGGGAAACUCUUGCCUACCACUUCAAGACUCCAGGUUGUUUAUUGGGAAUGUACAACACCACCCCAUCAAUCACCACCUUCGCCAGAACUUGCUUCAACUACGCUCUUGACAGAGGCUACCCCUUGAAACUUUCAACUAAAAAUACCAUUCUUAAGAAGUAUGAUGGAUUAUUCAAGGAUGUCUUCUAGGAAAUGUAUGAUAAGGAGUUCAAACCACUCUAUAAAGCUAAGGGAAUCGAUUAUGAGCACAGACUUAUCGAUGAUAUGGUAGCUUAAGUUGUUAAGGGUGAUGGUGGAGUCGUAUGGGCAUGCAAAAACUAUGAUGGUGAUGUUCAAAGUGAUAUUGUCGCACAAGGAUAUGGUUCAUUAGGUCUCAUGACCUCAGUUCUCUUAAACGAAGAUAACGUUGUUGAAGCUGAGGCUGCUCACGGUACUGUCACAAGACAUUACAGACAGUGGUAAAAGGGACAAUCAACCUCCACCAACCCAAUUGCCUCAAUCUUUGCCUGGACCAGAGGUUUGAUGCACAGAGCAAAACUCGAUAACAACGAGCUCCUAUUGAAGUUCUGCAAAACCCUAGAAAAAUCUAUUGUCGACACCGUCGAGAGAGGUCACAUGACAAAGGAUCUAGCCAUUUGUGUCCAUGGUAACAAGGUACAAGAAGGAACUCACUACGUUAGCACUGAGCUCUUUAUGGAUAAAAUUGAUCAAGACUUCCAAGAGCAAUGGAAAAAGAUUGUUGGUUGA